Messenger RNA from Electrophorus electricus (electric eel), 2460 nucleotides. It is a transcript of the gene slc38a8b, whose product is annotated as solute carrier family 38 member 8b. Lineage: Eukaryota; Metazoa; Chordata; Actinopteri; Gymnotiformes; Gymnotidae. Gene Ontology annotation, biological process: amino acid transmembrane transport. The record is from RefSeq and is a predicted model, not a curated record. Gene Ontology annotation, cellular component: membrane. Gene Ontology annotation, molecular function: L-amino acid transmembrane transporter activity.
GAUUACGCGUUUCCUCCUACUUGGAUGGGGACACUAGCACAAUUAGGGAUUUGACAAGGGCAUGCUACAUUGUCAUUUAACUUCGAAAGGUAAACACAAAUGCAUUUUCCCCCUGAAGACUCGAGUCACGAGUGAAGCUAUUUACACAGGACGAGGAGGAGAGUUGAGACACCGGUGACCCUCGUUGCACGGGCACACACGCAUUAAUACGUUACAACGGCUUCAUCCGACAUUUUAACCGACUCUUGGCGCACUGGCCUGUCACGCACAAACUAACAAAUCUUUUCUAGAUUUUUCACCAAGGUGCGACAUUUUUAAAGUGUCUUAACUGAAAACUUGCCGAACUCGCGUGGCGUGGUUGUUGGAGCAGGCUGACUCCGCACACUCAGGUUUUAAAGUUUCGGAGUGGACCAACCCAACCUGAGCAGGCAGCAGAAGGCCUGGCAUCUCCGCCUGCGUCUCUCCAUCGAGGUGGUCAGAGCGCGAGACACAAUGGAGGAACUAGCGCGAGAGAGCAUUCGCAGUAUCAGUUUAUUAUACAAACCAGCGCGAGGAUCGGAAGCCCCACGGCUGGGCUCGUGCGGGGCCGUUUUCAUCAUGCUCAAGUCGGCGCUCGGCGCGGGACUCCUCAAUUUCCCCUGGGCUUUUGAGAAAGCGGGUGGCGUGAACAGAGCUAUAACUGUGGAACUGGUGUCUCUGAUCUUUCUGAUCAGUGGUUUGGUGAUUCUGGGAUACGCAUCGUCUAUUAGUCGACAGAACUCCUACCAUGAAGUGGUGAGAGACGUGUGCGGGCGCAGGAUUGGCCAACUCUGUCAGAUCUGCUUUGUCUUCAAUCUCUUCAUGAUCUCUGUUGCAUUCCUCGUGGUGGUGCAGGACCAGUUGGAUAAGUUGUGUUUGUCUUUGUAUGAAACAGUGACAGGAUGUAAAGAGAUGCCGUAUCACUGGUAUACAGACGAGAGCUUUGCACUCUGCUUCAUGUGUCUCCUUCUCAUCCUCCCUCUCUCCAUCCCAAAAGAGAUCAGCAUCCAGAAAUACACCAGUGUUCUGGGUACGCUGGCUGCCAGCUACCUGUGCGUGGCCAUUAUAGUGAAGUAUUACAUCAAAGAGGAGCAUAGAGUUGACCUAAUUCCAGAACACACUGAUGGCACACACUCCUGGGCCUCCAUGUUCAGCGUGGUCCCUACCAUUUGUUUCGGCUUCCAGUGCCAUGAAGCCUGCAUAGCCAUUUAUAGCAGCAUGGAGAACAAAAAGCUCACUCACUGGAUCUUCAUCUCAGUGGUCUCCAUGAUCUUUUGUCUGAUUAUCUACACUCUGACUGGAGUGUUUGGCUUUCUUACAUUUGGGCGAGAAGUGGCUUCAGAUAUUCUGGUGUCAUAUCCUGGAAAUGAUGUGGUCAUGAUCAUUGCAAGGCUGCUGUUUGGGAUCUCAAUCAUCACUAUCUAUCCCAUAAUACUCCUUCUGGGCAGGUCUGUUAUUCUGGCAUUAAUGCUUCGUUACCGAGAACGGCAUGCCAUGGUUACUGCAAUGUUUGAGAGUCGGUGUCGUUGGCUUCUGACUGUCCUAUGGAUUACUGUAACGCUCCUCGUCGCCAUUUAUGCGCCAGACAUGAGUGAUGUUAUCAGCGUGAUUGGAGGAAUCAGUGCUUUUUUUAUCUUCAUUUUUCCUGGACUGUGUCUCAUAUUUGCCAUGCAGACAGAAUCAGUGGAUCACAAAAAAAAGAUGCUCUUGACAGGUUGGGGAGUGGUUACUGUUGUUGCUGGAGCCUUCAUAUUUGGCCAGAGCACUACCACUGCAGUCAUGGAGCUAACACAUAAAUUCUAAUAAUAUUUAUCAUCACCAAAAGAACACUUUAAUAUUAGUUACUGAAAUGAUUGUUGAGUACUAAAGUGAAGCAGGGGCUGAUGGGAAGGUUUAUACUGACCUCAUCGUGUUAGGUGUCACCUUGCUCUUCACCUGCUGCCAGAGAGAAGACAUGCUUCUGGUCCAAAAAAGCAGCAGCCCAGUUAAUAAUGAGAUAAUGUUCUGGGCCAAUCACAGAGAAGUAAAUAUCACAUUUCACUGAAUUACCUUUCCAACAGACAUAAAAUGUAUCUACAUUAGGAUUAUAAAUUGUGUGUUUUAGAGAGCUGAAGUUUAAUAGGCACUCAGAGGAUAAGAUAAUAUCCAAACAACAUUUUAACUUAGUGACUGGGGCUCUUUUUGAUGUGAUAAAUAAUUGGAGUUUUAAUUGCUUUCAUGUGUUUUCAAAGUGACCAAAGAAGAGACCAAUCCUAAGCCAAUAUGUGCAGUGAUUUUGAGAAUUAGACUUAAUUUUCUUUCUUUAUAAUAAAUGGUUUGCUUAGAGUGGUAAAGCCCAAGGACUGUUCCACAUGUUAAUGAGCCGAUGAAAUAGAAGUCUUGCCAAAAUGUCACUCUUCUUAAUUUAUGUAAUUAUUUAUUAUGUCAUAGAUAUAUGCUUAA